GUCGCAAGGCAGGAAUAAAUCUUUUCAGUUUCCACUACUGUAUUGAGUAUUCAAAUUUUUCGUUUCGAAUUUAAUGUUUGCAUGCUUUACAACUUACAAGUGUUCUUAUCGUCUAGACAUAAUUCUGGAUUUCUGAUCCUUUGUGUUUUCGAGGUUUAUUAAACCUUAUUUAAGAAUGGAUCCAAAGGCCGCAUCAUCCGGAGGACCCGUGCAGCUUGCGAGGCAGUACGUCCGAGAUUACUUGUUACCCGAACGAUGUGUGGAGGAAUUCUUUGACAAACUGAAUUUUCUCGACGUUGAUUGCUUGAAAAUUCUGAUCAGUAAAGGGCUGGGCUAUGGGAUCGUUGUCGGAUCUUCGGUUGUGAAGGUCCCGCAGAUCAUGAAACUUCUGGGAUCCAAAAGUGGCGCUGGAAUUAGUCUGACCAGUGUGUUUUUGGAGAUGUUUGCGCUCACCACGACACUCGUUUAUAGUGUACAUUACCAAUUUCCAUUCAGUGCAUGGGGAGAGAGCUUGUUUCUGAUGCUCGAAACAGCUCUGAUCGCAAUUUUGGUGCUUUUGUAUCGGGGAAAAUCCGCUGCCGCGUUGAUCUAUACUGUAAUUCAAAUAUCGAUCACAGCUUUGCUGCUCUCUGGGUUGGUGCCGGAAAAGCUACUGAAAGUGAUGCAGUCAUUCCAAAUUGUUCUGGUUUUGAUGAGCAAAUUGUUGCAAAUCGUGGAAAAUCAGAAAAACAAAAGCACCGGGCAAUUGUCCGCUGUAACUGUGUUUUUGCUCUUUGCCGGCAGUGUAGCGAGGGUGUUCACAUCGAUACAAGAGACCGGAGAUGUGCUGGUUAUUUUGUCGUACAUCGUAUCCAGCUUGGCGAAUGCCGUUUUGUGUGGACAGAUUGUGUAUUUCUGGAAUGCUCCAGUCAAGACUAAGCGGGGAUAUCAGAAGAAAACCCAGUAGAGCAGUUUUUAGGCAUUGUACGAGUAGUUUCUGCUUCCAUUUUCUGGGAAGGAUGUUGGAUUCAGAGUCCUGAUUGUUGGGAUGUUGACCUCGAAGCCCUGAUUGUUGAUUGUAUUUUAUAAUACUGUGGUAUUCAUUUAGUGUACUUUAGU
Molecule: messenger RNA, 1098 nt
Organism: Paramacrobiotus metropolitanus
Lineage: Eukaryota; Metazoa; Tardigrada; Eutardigrada; Parachela; Macrobiotidae
Product: mannose-P-dolichol utilization defect 1 protein-like
Exons: 5
Coding region: 176-946 (256 amino acids)
Biological process (GO): oligosaccharide biosynthetic process
Source: RefSeq, a predicted model, not a curated record